Messenger RNA from Syngnathoides biaculeatus (alligator pipefish), 1145 nucleotides. RefSeq lists its product as uncharacterized. The record is from RefSeq and is a predicted model, not a curated record. The coding region runs from base 147 to 788 and encodes 213 amino acids. NCBI's taxonomy places the organism in Eukaryota, Metazoa, Chordata, Actinopteri, Syngnathiformes, Syngnathidae. The transcript has 7 exons.
GUUUCGCUGAGGACUUCCGUGUUAGUUUGUCAGUUACGCGUUUCCUUAGGCUCUAUUAAGGACGACUGAGGCUGACGCAGCAUAGUUGUUGGUUCUUUAGCAACCUGCCUGUAAUCAAAGAGGCAUCGAGACGAGCUGCACCAGCCAUGUCGGUCAAUGUGAUGUCUACCAAUGACACAUCAGCUGUUUGUUUUUUUGAUGUAUGUGACGGCAAAUUCUAUUUCCAAGUUGACCUGGAGGAACUAGAUGGGGCUGUGAAAGAAGAGUCUUUCAGAAAGUCACAGUGCAUUUCCUAUUUUAUCCAAAAUAAGGAGAGAAAAUAUCUACUUUUAGGGGACGACUGCCAAUUUGAACUCCAACACUUAACUGUCCAGAAGAAAAGCUUGCCUGCGUCCAAGUUCAACGUUCAGUUUUACAAUGAAUCUGGCUUGAAGGACAGGAAGGGCUUUGCUGUCAUGCUGUAUGCUAAUAAAAAUGGCAGCAAAGUAGUGGUUUGCUGUAGUGACACACGAGAUAUUUACCCACAGGAAAUGUUCAGCUACGACCCGUUAUUGUUGUUUGUUGUAACACAGGAUCUUCCAGAGAAUAUUGAAACAACUAAUCACAAAGCUUUGUUCUACAUGACUAAACUGCCAGAAACCAGAAACACAUACAUGUUGGAGUCCUCUCUUCACCCAUUUGAAUUCUUGGGUUUUGAAUCUGAGAAAAAUAAUUCUCGUCAACUCACCUUGGCCUUGCAUCGUAAAAUUGAUGAAGUGGAUGACCGCUGCAUGAUGACACUUUCUUAAUGCUGUUUUGUAAUGUUGCCAUUUUUAGUAUAUUCAUUCAUAGUAUAUUCUGCAGAUAGUCAAAAAGAAGAAGCAAUCAAAUAAACAUAGUCAGCACAUAAGGUACACAAAUCACAUACUAUCUGCAGAAAAGCGUUAUUUGCAAAAAACCUCUGGAUGUUGUACAAAAAUUCAAUACGUAUCUAAGGAGAAUUUCUUUUUGCGGUAAUGACAGAAGCUGCUUGGUGUUAUCUGUAAAACACCAAAUAUUUGUGAGGUUAGAAAUUAACUGCCGUUCUGUUCUACUACACGCCGAAGGUGCUUCAUGUAUCUGUUAUGUUUCCCACACCAAACUCAAGCGUGCAUUUAUGUACCUUG